ACAUCAGAUGACAUUGAGGUAACAGAAUAACCUUCAAUAUUUAACAUGCUUUAAAAACUAAAGGAAAAUAUUAUACAGAACAAAUAUAUAACAUUGUUUCUAUAAAUCUCUGGAGUAAUUCCUGUGAAACAUUUGCUCUAAAAUAAUAUUAGCCAAAUUUGUGAACAUCCCUGACUGGAGUGUCAAGAAGAGGAGCCUGUGUACCAAUUGAUAAAUUUAUGUAAACUGAUAAAUUUGGAUAAAUUUAUGUAAGCGUUGCUAAACAAAGGUAACACAGAACAGAAAUAUAGCAGCAGAAGUGUAUGUAAGGAAGAAGUAUAAGAAGAAAAGCAAGAAAAAUAAUGGAAGAGAAUGAGAAAAUUAUUGACUUGAUUUCCCCUGAACACAUGAUAAAAGAGAUAAGAUCAUAUGUCUGUGAUAUCUGUACAAAGUCCUUCCUUAAAAAAGGUGACCUACUUGCACACAAACGUAUUCAUACAGGAGAGAAACCAUACCACUGUGAUAUCUGUGGUAAAUCAUUCUCUAACAGUAGUCACGUUACUGUGCACAAACGUACUCAUACAGGAGAGAAAUCGUAUCAUUGUGAUGCCUGUGGUAAAUCAUUCUCUCAAAGUAUUCACUUAACGACACAUAAACGUAUUCAUACAGGAGAGAAACCAUAUCACUGUGAUAUUUGUGGUAAAUCUUUCUCUCAAAGAAUUCACUUAACUGGACACAAACGUAUUCAUACAGGGGAGAAACCCUAUCAAUGUGAUAUCUGUGGUAAAUCAUUCUCUAACAGUAGUGACUUAGCAAAGCACAAACGUACUCAUACAGGAGAGAAACCAUAUAACUGUGAUAUUUGCGGUAAAUCAUUCUCUAGAAGUAGUUACGUUAAUGUGCACAAGCGUACUCAUACAGGAGAGAAACCAUAUCAUUGUGAUAUCUGUGGCAAAUCAUUCUCUGAAAAUAGUGAAUUAGUAAAACACGAACGUAUUCAUAUAGAAGGGAAGCUAUAUCACUGUGAUAUCUGUGGCGAAUCAUAUUCUGAAAGUGGUGAAUUAAUUGGACACAAGCGUGUUCAUACAGGAGAGAAGCCAUAUCCUUGUGAUAUCUGUGGUAAAUCAUUCUCGCAAAGUAGUCACGUUACUGUACACAAACGUACUCAUACAGGAGAGAAACCAUAUCACUGUGAUAUCUGUGGUAAAUCAUUCUCUCACAGUAGUCACUUAACUACACAUAAACAUAUUCAUACUGGGGAGAAACCGUAUCAUUGUGAUAUCUGUUGUAAAUCCUUCUUUGGAAGAAGUAAUUUAGAGUUGCACAAACGUAUUCACACAGGAGAGAAACUGUAUCAUUGUGAUAUCUGUGGUAAAUCAUUCUCUUGCAGUAGUAAGUUAUCUACACACAAACGUUCUCAUACAGGAGAGAAGCCAUAUCAUUGUGAUAUCUGUGGUAAAUCUUUCUCUCAAAAUAAUCACCUAACUCAUCACAAACGUAUUCAUGCAGGAGAGAAACCAUAUCAUUGUGAUAUCUGUGGUAAAUCUUUCUCUCAAAAUAAUCAUCUAACUGAUCACAAACGUAUUCAUGCAGGAGAGAAACCAUAUCAUUGUGAUAUCUGUGGUAAUUCAUUCUCUUGUAGUGGUAGCCUUACUGUGCACAAACGUACUCAUACAGGAGAGAGACCAUAUCACUGUGAUAUCUGUGGUAAAGCAUUCUCUCAAAAUACUACCUUAAAGAAACACAAAAAUAUUCAUACUGGGGAGAAACCAUAUCACUGUGAUAUUUGUGGUAAAUCAUUCUCUCAAAGUAUUCACUUAACUGAACACAAACAUAUUCAUACAGGAGAGAAACCAUAUCAUUGUGAUAUCUGUGGUAAAGCAUUCUCUCGUAAUAGUGACUUAACUAGACACAUACGUAUUCAUACAGGAGAGAAACCAUAUCAUUGUGAUAUUUGUGGUAAAUCAUUCUCGGAAAAUAUUGCCUUAACAAAACACAUACGUACUCAUACAGGAGAGAAGCCAUAUCACUGUGAUAUUUGUGGUAAGCCAUUCUCUGACAAUACUGCCUUAGCAACACACAAACGUAUUCAUACAGGAGAGAAACCAUAUCAUUGUGAUAUUUGUGGUAAAUCAUUCUCUCAAAAUAGUAACUUAAUGAGGCACAAACAUAUUCAUAUUAGGGAGAAAGGAAAAGGGUAGUUUCUUGUUUGCUAUAUAUGUUUAAUAUUCCUGUGUUUUAUGCAAUUUUUUCUUUCUGCUGCUUCCUUCACCAUUCAUACAUUCCCUUUUUCCAUGGUGCUGUCGAUGUUUGGUUAUCUUCGCCAGAAAUAUUUGUCAUGAUAUAAUUGAGAAGGCUGCAGACUGGUGUGAAAUAUACACAAACACCUCACAAAUAUAACAAUACUAGCAGAGGCACCUGGCGUUGCUCGGGAAUGAAAUU
Octopus bimaculoides (California two-spot octopus) is the source of this 2421-nucleotide messenger RNA. RefSeq lists its product as uncharacterized. Gene Ontology annotation, cellular component: nucleus. Gene Ontology annotation, biological process: regulation of gene expression. The record is from RefSeq and is a predicted model, not a curated record. Lineage: Eukaryota; Metazoa; Mollusca; Cephalopoda; Octopoda; Octopodidae.